Messenger RNA from Electrophorus electricus (electric eel), 372 nucleotides. The record is from RefSeq and is a predicted model, not a curated record. Lineage: Eukaryota; Metazoa; Chordata; Actinopteri; Gymnotiformes; Gymnotidae.
AUGGCUGGGUACUACGGUGGGUUCCUCGGUAUGGCUGGGUACUACGGUGGGUUCCUCGGUAUGGCUGGGUACUACGGUGGGUACUACGGUGGGUACUACGGUGGGUACUACGGUGGGUUCUACGGUGGGUACUACGGUGGGUACUACGGUGGGUACUACGGUGGGUUCUACGGUGGGUACUACGGUGGGUACUACGGUGGGUUCUACGGUGGGUUCUACGGUGGGUACUACGGUGGGUACUACGGUGGGUACUACGGUGGGUACUACGGUGGGUACUACGGUGGGUUCUACGGGUCCUUCUUGUGUGAUGGCCCCGUGUUCGCAGUGUUGGAUUUCUCCAGUAUUCGGUGCCGGUGUUGUGUGGGCUGGUGA